This is a messenger RNA of Ctenocephalides felis (cat flea), 1866 nucleotides long. RefSeq names its product epidermal growth factor receptor substrate 15-like 1. The transcript has 8 exons. Lineage: Eukaryota; Metazoa; Arthropoda; Insecta; Siphonaptera; Pulicidae. The record is from RefSeq and is a predicted model, not a curated record. The coding region runs from base 1 to 1578 and encodes 525 amino acids.
AUGCCUCAUAAAUGGCACCAUGGCAUCCAGCCACCUAUAACGAAUCAACAAAGUGAACUGGAUACUCUAGCUGCUACUUUCAAACAAUUAGAGAACCAAAAGGGCGAAGCUCAAAAGCGCUUGAAUGACCUAAAAGCUCAGUGCUCAGCCGUAGACAAAGAAUUGGAAGAAGUGAAUGCCGAAUUAGCACUAGAGCAAGAAAAGGUGGACAAAUUACGAACGCAAGCUGAGCAACAGGAGGAGACAUUGCAGGCUCAAGAAAGUGAAUUAACGUCUAAAAAGCAGGAACUGCAGGGGCUGAAGGAAGAAGAACAGAAACUUCAAGAGCAGCAAGAUAUUGCUCAACAGCAACUUGAACAACUGACUAAAAAAUUACAAGAUAUGCAGCUUGAAUUCAGCCAGAGUAAAGCUCAAAUAACGCAAUUAGAAGAGAACCAACGCCAAAUAAGCGAUGCAGUAAAAGCUUGUGAAAGUGCUAUAGCUUCCGGUGAUCCAUUAUCUGUUCCACAAUUUGCACUUGAAAUUCGACCAGAAUUCCGCGAUGCUAUUGUGAAAACUAAUGGCCAGGCUGAUGAUGCAUUUACAAAGUCGGAUGAUCCUUUCAGUAUGAAACCAAAUCAAACUUCGUUUAGUACUCCAGAUCCAUUUGCAGCAGAUGAUAAAGCGUUUAAAACCAACGGUUUCGACAGCGAUCCAUUUGCAAAUCAAGAUGCUUUUGGCAGCGAUCCUUUUACAAAACCGACGAACGAUCCAUUCGGUGCUUCUCAACAAAAUGACCCAUUCGGCGAUAAAACAGCAACUGCCAAGCCAGAUGAGGAUAAAGACGCAUUUGGCUGCGAUCCAUUUGCGGUUCUACAUGCACCAACAAGAGCCGAGAGUCCGAGCCCGGCCUUACCUCCCAAAAAGAGUAAGAAUCCACCACCGCGACCAGCACCACCAAAACAAGGCCCCGCGAGACCACCGCCUCCGAAGCAGGCGCUCACCAAUAGUUUCGCCGAUUUUGCGGACUUCGAUAGCAAGCAAAUAACAUCGGCAUUCAACUCUAACACGAAGCCUAAUAAAGGGCUAGAGAAGGCACCACCAGCGACUGUUAAAGUCCAAGACUUCACAGACGAUCCGUUUAGGGACUAUAGAUAUGAAGAUUUAGCUAAUAUAGCUGAUCCUUUUAUGGAUGAAUUGAAUAACGAACACAAGGCAUCGGAUAAUUCUGUAAUAAAUAAUUUCGAUGCGUUUUCUUCUUCAAACGAUUGGUUUUCUACUACUUCUAACGCAAAAAACAAAAACGCUUCGAGUGUAGAUCUUUUCGGUUUGGAUGUCUUUGAUGGUAACAUGAACCAAACGGUGAACGAUGGAAGAGCAUCAGAACCACCUAGGCCCUUAUUGGAUUCUUCGAGAUUGAUGGUAGACAAUACAGCCAGUGGCCGAAUUUCCGCCCCGAUUAUUUCGGAAGAGAAACAACUGGCCUGGGCGGCUGCCGAGAGCCGGCGGGCCGAAGAAUUGAGAUUAAAAAGGGUCAGGCAGGAACAAGAGGAUCUCGAACUAGCCCUGGCCCUUAGUCGAGCGGAGAAACAGUCGUAGCUGGUAACGUGAUAGGUUUGUCAUAUUAUUGUACAAUUUUUGUCUCGUUAUAAGAUUUCUUUAUUAUUGUCAUUGAAUUAGUUGAACGUAUGUGUUAUGUAUUUUGUAGGAUCGCGCCAUUCCGCGCUUGUGUAUAUAUGAUAUAUAUGUAUAGUAGAAUUUUAAAAUAUAUUUAUGUUGUUAUAUAGAACCUUUACAAGCUGGAGAUUAUUUCAUGAGAUUGUAGAGACCCCUGCAUUUCAUUACGUUUCGUACAAAUGUUUCGUUUUCAGUAUUAGAUAAGCAAAA